AUGUCGCAACCGCGUGAUCUUCCAGACUCGAGAAUUGUUAUGGCAGAGCAGAGCAGCCACGAUGUGGUAAAUCAAACCCUGUCGGGCGGCGACCCUUCGCCUUCCGACGUUCCUGCGAGCACCAACGACAAGAAACCUGCCGGAGGGGACGUGGGGGAGAUAAAUCAUACCGCUACAACAACACAAUCCGAAUCUACGACGAAUCCUGCACGAGUUGAACGAAUGGAGGGGCCCGAAUCAUUAGCGCACAAGAACGAAGCUGGGCCGGGAACUGAACGGCCGUCGACCGAUCUCUCGCGGCAAGGGCCCGGGCCCGUGGCCUCAAGAGCCCUGGAAAUGAACGGAAUGGCUUCUGCAUCGGACGGUGGGGAGGACACGGCUUCGCAGGGUGGCUCGGAAUCGGACGCCAGUCGAACGGACUCCAAACUGAAUUCGCGUGCCUCGUCGACAAAACGAACCACUUCGUUCAAGCCAGUCAGCUUUGCUAAAUUUGCGGUCCCGAAGGCUCCAGGCACGCCUCCCGCGGCGAAGGCGCCCGAGAAAGCUCCGUUGUCUUCGGGUACCCCGUUGGGCCUGCCGCCGCAAAACUUACGUCCACGAUUAGUCGCCAAGUCGACCGGUUUACGCGAUUCAUUAUCCAAGGGGGGACCAAAUGCGGCCAAACCGGGUGGAGGUGGUCCUGAUCCCAGCCAAGUAUGGAAUCGGAACCAACCGGUCCAGCAAACACCCCCCAAACACCUAACCGACGAGGAACUGAAGCAGCAAUAUGGAAUCCAUAUGACUUCUCGUAUUCAGGAAGAUGGCGGCGGAACGGAAUCGAAAUGGGCCGAUAUUGAUGACGAUGAAGAUGACUGGGCCCCGGAGACGAUAGAAUGGACCGACGGGACAAAAACCAACCUGACUCAACCGGAACCUGCGCCGCCAACUGCUCAGGAUAACAAUACCCGGGUACCUGCCGAGCCAAAAGAAGAGCCUUUACCUCCCCAGCAAAUAUCCACUGCUAGGGAGGCUCCUAGGUUCAUGCCCAAGCCAACCACCUCGAUUGGACCCAACCCAACCGUCCUUAGACUUGGAGCUAAUGCGGAACGACAAGCAAAGAACGCAAAUAUCUUGUCGCGAGGUCCGAAUGAGAAGUCUCCGCUAAUGUCCUCCAGUCCGGCUCCUCCUCCGGCCAAGUCGCCAUGGGCUCCGUUGCCCCCCGUCGAGAAGAUAUCGCCCGUUAUGCCGCCAGUUCAGCUGCAGCCACCGAUGCGGGCCCCUCCCAGAGAACCACCUCAUCAGCAAGACGCUGGCGCCGGGAUCGCCCAUCCAAAGGAGAUUGCGGCAGACGAUUUCAAUCGAUCGUUGAGAGAAACGCAAUAUGGUACUCGUGAACUCUACAAUUCAAGAUCAGGCCGCUACGAGCCUGUGCCCGAUACCAGAAAAGGGCCCUGGCGGGCUGAACAAGGCAUGCGUCCUCCAUCUCUGCUGCAAAGACCCCUUCCAGGCGAGCCUGUGGGCCCCGCGGAGCCUUCGCCGGCCUUCCAAACCCACCGAUCAGGUGGCCAAGAUGGUACUCACUGGACGCGGCGUCGAACGUCAUCCAACGUCAGUGGAGGAAGCGGCAGUUUUGGGCGCCGGAUGUCCAUAGGCAGGCCCGACGCCGCGCAAAGAUCCUUUGAUACUCGAAGAGGGUCCCAAGUAAAUGGAAUGAUGGAACAACCGGUUUUCAGCAGAGACCCGGGACCUGCAAAUCAACCUUUGCGAGAAACUUCGCCCACUCGGCAUGGUCCUGGAAUGCCCUGGUCUCCCCGUGGCCAGCCAGCUGCCCUACAUGACAAAGCCCCAGUUACACAUGGCCACUCCAUUCAGCCGCCUCCCGAGCCUCAAGCUGGUGAACAAGCGGUACCGCCACCCGAAGGAUCUCAAGGGCCCCAAGGACCCCAGGAAGACCCGGUUCUCAUGCAGCAGCGUAUUAUGAAGGAGAAGAGAAUGGAGGCCCGGCAGCGACGAUUAGAGCAGGAGGAGAAGGAAGAGGCUGCAAAACGCGAACGAAUCCGACAGAAACUUGAGGCCCUCGGUCCGCCCCCUGAUAAAGUCAAGCAACCUCGCCGGGAGUCCUUGGAGAGCAAUAAAGCAGAGUCCCAUGUCCCAUCGAAUACUGCGCAAGCCUCGCAUUCACCCCCCAAGCCUCCCGUGCCUGAACCGACGGGCGAGCCGAAACAAUAUGGAAUGAUGAAGGUUCAUCACCCGGACACUGUCAAGAAGCUCAUCGAGAAGGAACGUGCCGCCGAGAAAGCCACGCCAAUGGCUACUGCUCGACGCGCGCCUUCUCCUGCCCGCGAGCCCAAACCGGACGCUAACAUUGCCAAUGGCUUCCAGCCAUCUGGUGAGCCGCAGGUCCAGACACCGGAGAAGUUCCCCGAGGCCAAACUCGACGAGCAAAACACGCAGUGGCGCGGAGGUCUCAAUGUUUCCAGUCCCUAUUCACCGUGGACUUCGAGCACGAAGCUUGUCGGACCCCCGCCUAUUACGAAUCCGUGGAAACCCCUCAGUAAUGAUAAGACUUUGGGUAAUGGGAUUUUCGAUCAAGGCCUUGGGGGCUUCCCGGCACGGGACAUCUCUCUACGUGGACAUCUCGGCUUGGAUCAGUCGUCUGUUACGCCGGCGUCGCAACCGUUCUCAGCACCUUCGCGCUCACCGCAAGAAAGUGCGUCCAUCUCCCCCUUGCCAUCUCCCGAAGUCCGACAUGCGUCCUAUGAGCCUAUCAAUCCCAUUGCGCGCCCGGGACCCAUUGGGCCUCCGAGCUUGCAGCAUACUCAUUGGCAACAUGACAACCGCGUGUCCGGCACGGCAGCAUGGCAUAACUUCCAUGCCGUUGCUGCUAAGCGCGAGGCCGAAGAAAAUGAGAAGCUUCGCAGUGAGAUGAAUACCAUUCGCGAGGGACCAUCUUCCCUGCCGUUGACUCUCAAUGAGACCUGGAGGCAGGUCCGGUCGGGAGACCAGCCUGGACAGAGACAGAUCGUCGGGGUUUCACGGUCAACAGAUAGCAACCCGCCGGUGCCAAACCCUCUUCCCGGGCUGGAUCACCCUGUUGGUCCUCUGCCGUUCGUCGAGAGCCCUGCGCGUCCGCUUGGCACCGUCCCAGUCCGCAGCUCGCGAUUCUUCCCCCAGGCCACGGAGCAACAUAAGAAGCCGGCGUUUGAGGAGGGCGACGACAUGCGAAGUCCAUCACCGCCCCCUCCAGAAGACAUGUCGAAUCAUCCUGUGUACACCGGAGACACCAACCGGCCCCUUGUCCACCUCCCUGCGCCGAAGCCGAUUGUGAAACUGCCUCCCAAGGUCGUCGCUCCCCCGCCUCCUCCACCUACAUUUGCCUCGAUGGUCGCCGCGCCGCCACGCACUGCGCCGGUGUCCACGGCAACAUCUUGGCAGGAGAAGAUCAACUGCUUGUUCGGCAAGAAGACGGUGUCCGAGAAGAAGAACGCAUUGGCCGUUACAUCAGCCUCCAAAGAGCCGCUUGAUGUCCCACUCCACAUUGCUUCGGUUUCUGUCUCACUGCCUCAAAAAGAUGACCUCCCAACCGGCGACGGCGAAAUUACCGCCAGGCAAGUUGAAGAAGCAGAGGAGAUGUUCGAAGAUCGCGAAGUCGGAUCUUUACCAGUUGUUCGAGUGCCGACCAUGGCACCUGCGGCCGCUUGGCAAGCGGCGCCGGCCCCUUCGCAGUCCCGAUUGCGGUCGAAGAGUCUGAAGCCCAUGCAGGUUCACAGUAUUGAACCCUUUUCAUUCGGAUUCUACGACAAGGAUACAACCGGAGGGUUCCGGGUUUCGAUUCGUCUGCCGGGAGCGGUCAUGGCGAAAACAAUGCUCCUCCCCAAGAAAGCAGGCAGUCAUAGCUCGCUCCGAUCACGCGGCUCUUCGAGCUAUAAACCUCGCAAGACCACGAAGCCUCGCGAAGGAACUGGUAGUUCAAAUACCAAAAAGUCCACGCAAUCCCAGCACACGAAUGGCAACAGUUCUCCGCGACAUCAGUCCCGAAACGCAUCCUGGGGCCCACGAACUUUCAGUGGGUCUCGCUAG
Aspergillus steynii IBT 23096 is the source of this 4059-nucleotide messenger RNA. RefSeq lists its product as uncharacterized. The transcript has 4 exons. Lineage: Eukaryota; Fungi; Ascomycota; Eurotiomycetes; Eurotiales; Aspergillaceae. The record is from RefSeq and is a predicted model, not a curated record. The coding region runs from base 1 to 4059 and encodes 1352 amino acids.